AUGUCAGCAGAGUCCAUUGCCAAGGCAGCUAAUCUUGCCUUCUCCUCACUCAAGACCCUCAGCAACACCCAAAGAUCAACAGCAUUACAAAAGAUCCAUGAUGCUCUUGCCGCACAUAAGGAUCAAGUGUUAGAAGCUAAUAAAUUAGAUAUGGAUGCAGCAAUUGAACACAAGUUCUCUAGCUCGCUUAUUAAAAGAUUAGACUUGUCACUGCCAGGUAAAUAUGAUGGUAUGUUGCAAGGUAUUCUUGAUGUUGCAAACUUAGAAGAUCCGGUGGGUAAAAUCACCUUGGCCAAGAAAAUAGAUGAGGGCUUAAACUUGUAUAGAGUUACUGCACCAAUUGGUGUCUUGUUAAUCAUCUUUGAAUCCCGUCCUGAAGUUAUUGCUAAUAUUACUGCUUUGGCUAUCAAGUCUGGUAAUUCUGCUAUUUUGAAAGGUGGUAAGGAAUCUUAUCAAACUUUCAAAAUCAUGAGUGAUAUUGUUAAUGAAACUUUGGCUAAAGAUACUGACGUUCCUAAGGAUGCCAUUCAAUUGAUUCAAAGUAGGGAAGACGUUGCUGACUUAUUGAGUCAAGAUAAGUAUAUCGAUUUGGUUAUUCCAAGAGGAUCUAACGCAUUAGUUAGAAACAUCAAAUCAAACACCAAGAUCCCAGUCUUGGGACAUGCUGAUGGUAUCUGCUCAAUUUACGUUGAUGAAAACUUUGACAUAGUGAAAGCCAAGAGAAUUGUGGUUGAUGCAAAGACUAACUACCCAGCUGGAUGUAAUGCCGUUGAACAAUUGUUAUUUAAUAAGAAUAUUCCAGUUGAACAAAUUAAUGAAAUUUUGCAAACUUUGAUUGCUGCAAAAGUAACUAUUCAUGUUACUGAACAAGUAAAGCAAAUCUUAACCAUUGGCGAAUCUGAAUAUAUUAAAGAUGCCGAGGAAGACGCUUUCGACAAGGAAUGGCUUUCUCUUGACAUUUCAGUUGACCUAAUUGACAAUGUUAGUGCCGCAAUCGCCCACAUAAAUUUGCAUUCUUCUAAACAUACUGAUUGUAUUAUUACUGAAGAUAAAGCCAAGGCAAAUUUGUUCUUACAUGGAGUUGACUCUGCUGGUAUCUACUGGAAUGCAUCUACAAGAUUUGCCGAUGGGUUCAGAUAUGGUUUCGGAACUGAAGUAGGUAUAAGUACCAAUAAGAUCCAUGCUAGAGGUCCAGUUGGGUUAGAAGGUUUAAUGAGUUAUCAAUAUCAUUUGAAGGGUGAUGGACAUAUUGCUAGUGAAUAUGUCGGUGCUGGAGGUAGAAAGCAUUUUAUUCAUGAAGAUAUUAAACUUUAG
Spathaspora passalidarum NRRL Y-27907 is the source of this 1314-nucleotide messenger RNA. RefSeq names its product glutamate-5-semialdehyde dehydrogenase (gene PRO2). Bases 1 to 1314 code for a protein of 437 amino acids. The record is from RefSeq and is a predicted model, not a curated record. NCBI's taxonomy places the organism in Eukaryota, Fungi, Ascomycota, Pichiomycetes, Serinales, Debaryomycetaceae. Gene Ontology annotation, molecular function: glutamate-5-semialdehyde dehydrogenase (NADP+) activity; NADP binding. The transcript has a single exon.